UCAUGAUGUUCAUGUUCGAAAUAAGUAAAACAGUUCGUUUAAAUAUUUUAAAAAUUUGUUCAAUGGCAUAAUUCCUAAAGAAGAUCAAGUUUACUUGUCAGGAACUCUUGGUCAGAAUAGUUUGAUAAUCUGUCGCCAGGAAUAAUUCUAGGUUAUAAUAAACAAACAAAUUUGAAAAAAGUUUAUCAAGGAAAUUUAAAAACAAAUACCAGAAAAGUACUUUCGCGAUGAUACCAGGCGUGAGCAUUGCACCAGACAUACCUUUAGAUGCAGUACAGUCGAAAAAUAUAGUGGUAAUUCAUCCAGGAUCUUUGAAUUUGCGCAUUGGCAGGGCUUCGGACUUAAACCCAGUAACUGUCUUGCAUGCGGUUGCUAGAAGGAGAAAACCUGGGGGCCAGGCAUAUUCUGACACCUUUUUACCAGACCGUACCGGGUUGAGUCAUACAAAAGAAUUAGAAGAAUCCCGAUUGGCAAUUUCACAUACUCUACAGUCGUGUUUGCAGUCUGAUGGGAGAAGAAGAUACGCUACUCCGCCACAGCAAAUUGCGGCAUUCAAUAGAAGAGUACAACCGGAAAUUGUUGGUGACACUGGAGGCGAUUGGGUUAAAUUUGAAGGCGAUACAAUAAUUGGCAAUGAUAUAUUUCGUUUGAGCCCAGAUGAAAUGUUUAAUAUCCAUUUUCCUUACAAGAGGGGCGAUUUCAACAUCCACUCUGGACCAGGGGGGUCAAUGACAUCGGUUCUAGCAGACUUAGAAACAAUAUGGACUUAUAUCAUUGAAACUAACUUACAAAUCAGUCGCAAAGAGUUGAAGGCUUUUAAAGCCGUGCUGAUAGUCCCAGAUGUUUAUAACAGAACCUACCUAAGGGAACUUAUGUACUUGCUGUUAGGCUCUAUGGGAUUUGGCAGUUGUUUUCUGGUACAAGAUCAUGUAUCAGCUACGUUUGGUUCUGGCUUGGCCUAUGCUUGCGUGAUUGAUGUAGGCGAUCAGAAAACGUCGGUAUCAUGUGUUGAAGAUGGCAUUUGCCAUCCUAACACUCGCGUCCGAUUGGAGUAUGGUGGCGGAGAUAUUACACAGAUAUUUUAUUGGCUUUUACAAAAGUGUGCAUUUCCAUAUAAAGAAUGCGAUGAACAAAACAAAUUGGAUUCAAUGCUUUUGAGAAAACUAAAAGAGGAAUUAUGUCAUGUGAAUCUCGAUGUAUGUGGCUCUCAAGAAAAAUCUUUUACAUUAAAACAGCCUCAGAAACCUAUAUGCCACUUUACUAUCCAGGUCGGAGAUGAGUGCAUUAUAGCUCCUUUGAGUCUUUUCAAUCCGGAACUGUUUGCUAUAACUGGUUCGAAACAAAUACACACUCAAAAAAUAUCGACUGGCGAUCCUGAAGAUCCACAUGAUGAAAUUUAUCUCAGAGAUAUUAGAAAAAAAGGAAUGAAAGAGGAAUCUUCGGCAAAUGAGUUAAACGAAUCAUUUCUGGAAAGUCAGCAAGUGGGCAAUGAUGAUGAUAUUGUUGUGGAUGCCAUGGACCCAGUUAUUAACCAAUCGGUUAAAGAAUUCGUCAUAAAUCCUGGACAAAUAUUGGGACUGGAUCAGGCUGUGUUACAAAGUAUUGAUAGGUGUCCAAAUGAAGAUCUGAAAAGGAAAAUGUACGGUUGUGUACUGGUGGUUGGAGGAGGUAUGAAAUUCUCGGGAAUAGGAACGUGGCUUCAAAAUAGAAUAUCGCUUCAGAUUCCAUAUUUGUAUCGCGCCGAACAGCUCGACAUUAUCACCAACCCUAGAGACAUGGAUCCUUCAAUGGUAGCAUGGAAAGGUGCCUGCAUUAUGUCUUGUCUUGAAACUGCACAAGAAUUAUGGAUCGAAGCUGUAGAAUGGGAGAAGUACGGAGUGAGGGUUUUAAGAGAGCGCGCUCCGUUUACCUGGUAAUCAGAGUUUCUUGUCAAAACAAUAAAUUUUAUUCGGCACAUAUUGGAUUUAAUCAUGUACUCAUCCAAAUUAGAUCCGUUCUUGUAUAAUAUAGCCUAUUAGGCCAAAAUUGUAUAAACA
This is a messenger RNA of Dendroctonus ponderosae (mountain pine beetle), 2036 nucleotides long. RefSeq names its product actin-related protein 8 (gene Arp8). Gene Ontology annotation, cellular component: Ino80 complex. The record is from RefSeq and is a predicted model, not a curated record. Gene Ontology annotation, biological process: regulation of DNA-templated transcription; double-strand break repair. The transcript is spliced from 9 exons. NCBI's taxonomy places the organism in Eukaryota, Metazoa, Arthropoda, Insecta, Coleoptera, Curculionidae. The coding region runs from base 228 to 1916 and encodes 562 amino acids.